Molecule: messenger RNA, 603 nt
Organism: Penicillium pulvis
Lineage: Eukaryota; Fungi; Ascomycota; Eurotiomycetes; Eurotiales; Aspergillaceae
Product: RNase H1/viroplasmin domain-containing protein
Exons: 3
Coding region: 1-603 (200 amino acids)
Source: RefSeq, a predicted model, not a curated record
AUGUCGCCAAGUAGAAAAAACAAAGAAUACUACGCGAUCUUCAAGGGCCGUGUCGAGGAGCCCACGAUAUUCUCAUCAUGGGGACAUGCCCAUCCCCGCAUAACAGGGUAUAAAAAACCGAUAUCGAAAAGCUUCACUACCCUUCAAGCAGCCCGGAGGUAUAUGACAGAAAAGGGCGUGACCGAGCCAAGGGAGAUUAUAAAGAGUGAAGAUGAAGACACAACCCCUGUGUGUGGAAAUGGGUUCUAUGCGGUUGCGAAUGGAGACAAUCCUGGAGUCUAUCCCCUUUACCGUGGCAAAUACGGUGCUGAGAAAGAAGUCGACAAGGUGGAGGGUUCAUGUCACAAAAGGUUUAAAACGGAGGCCCAAGCGAAAGAAUUCAUUGAUGAGUGGAAAGAAACAUUCGCUGGAAUCUGGAGUGAGAUAAUAAGAGAAGCAUUGGAUGAAGGGCUCAGGCCUCGCAGCAUCGAUGCUUUUAGACCUCACGAGAUGAGGCAGACCGUUGUUUCAUUCUUACACAUGCCUGGCACAUCGACCGAUAUUGAUGAGCUCGUAAAAGAGACGGAACGGGCUUCGCUGCAAGAUGAGACUCCAAAGACAUGA